Messenger RNA from Desarmillaria tabescens, 909 nucleotides. RefSeq lists its product as uncharacterized. The record is from RefSeq and is a predicted model, not a curated record. NCBI's taxonomy places the organism in Eukaryota, Fungi, Basidiomycota, Agaricomycetes, Agaricales, Physalacriaceae. The transcript has 2 exons. Bases 313 to 846 code for a protein of 177 amino acids.
UAACAGCACGGUCAUCUCAUCCGGUACUCAACCCGAUACCACCCAGACCCCGGGAGGUCAUAGCUCAAAUGGCCCCUUCACUCAGUAUCCGAACUAUGUCGUUAACUCACCCUAUGAUCGUCAGCUUGAGGGUGGCGCGACCAAUGGGAGUUUCGAAUACCAGGAUUAUGGGGAUACAAUGUACGCUGAAACCCCUGGAGCCUGGUCGGGCCCAUACAGCGCUUGAUCCAUAGCAACAUCCUAAUUCUUGUUAUCUUCCUUUCCCUCCUCCGACUCAUCGUCGGAUCACUUCUUUUAUUCCUCAUUGUCAUCAUGCUCGCUAUUUCUAUGUCAUCGAUUCUCGAUCUCAGUUCCAUUGCUGGUGAUCGAUUAUACCCACCCCACUUUUUGUUUUUCCCCGCUCGGAUUUUCUCUCGCCAGUCAUUAUUGCGAUGCAGGACUUCAGCCUUUAAUGCCCUCAGUUCUGUUACGCUCGGUUUGAUGCUUUUUCCUUCGUGCUACGUCUUGUCUUUUUCGUUUUCUCUGUUGUAUUUGUUAAUCAGUUCUGCCAAUAUUUGGCUACCAUUUUUUUCGGCUCCGGUCUAUGAUAUAUCUAUUACCUUCAUCGCUUUUACUUGUCGUUGCUCGUCUGUCCUAUCGUUUUGUAAUUGCUUUGGAAACAAAUUAUUAUCAGAACAUACACCAUUGACUGGCGACUGCUUUUCUUCCAGCGCACCGCCCUUGAAUCCCGCAAGAGUCGGAAAUGGAUUCCUCUUCAUAAUUAUCGCACUAGCAGCUGAACUCAGCGCCGACGGGAGAGAAAUCGAGCAUACAGAAGCAAAUAAUACAUCCACAUGUAUCAUCUGAUCCAAUCAGUAAUCUGACAAGAAAGAGAGGUACGACGGCACCGCUCAAAGCUCCAUACGAGCA